CCAAACUCCACUUCACUCUCUCUUCUCUCACCUCUCUCAAAUCAUUGCUUUAUACUUAUUUGUUUUCUUGUUCUUAAAAAUCUUUUUUCUUUCUUCUCUCUAAGGAGAUCUGAGUUUUGUGAUUUGGUUUACUUGUGUGGAAGAAAAUGGAAGAAGUUGAAGCUGCAAACAAAGCAGCUGUAGAAAGCUGUCAUGGAGUGUUGAAUCUCUUAUCACAACAAACCAAUGUUUCUUUAAUGGUUGAGACAAGAGAAGCUGUUUCAAAGUUCAAGAGAGUCUCUUCUCUUUUGUCUAUAGGGUUAGGUCAAAGGAAGAUUAAGAAACUAAACAACAACAACAAGUUUAGUUCUUCUUUGUUGCCUCAACACAUGUUUUUAGAAAGUCCCAUUAGUGGUUGUGUUCCAAUUCUUGCACCUAAGCCUCUUCAGGUUGUACCAGCUAGUCAUCCUUCAUUGAUGCUGUUUAACCAGAGAAUGUGUGUUGACAAGUCUUUUCUUGAGUUAAAGCCACCUUCUUUAAGAGUUAUUGAUCCAAAACCUUAUCAGUUUAUUCAUAGCCAACAGCGAGGAGUAUACUCUAGGAGUAAAAGUGGUUUGAAUCUUAAGUUUGAUGGGUCUAGUGGUGGUGGUGUUGGUAGUUGUUAUUCCCCUAGUAUCUCAAAUGGAUCAAGAUCGUUUGUUUCAUCUCUUAGUAUGGAUCAUAGUGUGACUGAUUACGAUAGGAGCUCGUUUCAUUUAAUUGGUUUGCCUCUAGGAUCUGAUCAUAUGUCACAACAUUCUAGAAGGACUAGUUGCUCUGGUAGUUUGAAAUGUGGAAGUAGAAGCAAAUGUCAUUGUUCCAAGAAAAGGAAACUGAGGGUGAAACGAUCGAUUAAAGUACCCGCGAUUAGUAACAAGAUUGCGGAUAUACCUCCUGAUGAAUAUUCGUGGAGGAAGUAUGGACAAAAGCCGAUAAAGGGUUCUCCUCAUCCUAGAGGAUACUAUAAAUGUAGUAGCGUGCGAGGUUGUCCAGCGAGGAAGCAUGUUGAGCGAUGUGUAGACGAAACCUCGAUGCUAAUAGUGACUUAUGAAGGUGAGCAUAACCAUUCAAGAAUACCCUCUUCACAAUCAGCUCAUACCUGAUUGGUUAAUAAUAUUGGCUUCAGCUUUGAAUCUAUAUAUAGGUUUAGUUAUAUACUUAUAUAUAUAUGCAUUAUGUAUUGUAUAAGAUGUUGAGUAAACUGUAAACUUAUGUAGUUCUCAGUAUCUUAU
This is a messenger RNA of Capsella rubella, 1250 nucleotides long. RefSeq names its product probable WRKY transcription factor 74. Gene Ontology annotation, biological process: regulation of DNA-templated transcription. The coding region runs from base 147 to 1121 and encodes 324 amino acids. Gene Ontology annotation, molecular function: sequence-specific DNA binding; DNA-binding transcription factor activity. The transcript has 3 exons. NCBI's taxonomy places the organism in Eukaryota, Viridiplantae, Streptophyta, Magnoliopsida, Brassicales, Brassicaceae. The record is from RefSeq and is a predicted model, not a curated record.